AUGGGAAGUAGAUCAGUUCAUAGAAAAGUAUUACUAGAAACUCUUGCUAAUGAACUCCCAGAAAACACCAUCAAGUUCUCCAUCAACAUCACUUCAAUCAAAAGCCAAGGACAAGAUAUCACAGUAUUACAUUUGGAGGAUGGAAGUGUCAUUAGAACCAAAGCAUUGAUCGGUUGUGACGGAGUGCAUUCGGUGGUGGCGCAGUGGCUCGGGCUCACAGCACCGGUUGACACCGGCCGGUCAGCUGUCCGUGGUUUAGCCGUGUUCUCUGGUGGUCAUGGUUUCAAGCAUGAAGUUCAGCAAUUCAUUGGAGAUGGUGUUAGAGCUGCUUUCUUAGCUAUGAAUGAGACUGAUGUUUUUUGGGGCAUUACCACCAGUCUUACUGCCAGAGAUGAAAAGAUGGCAAGAAAGCCAGAGCUAAUCUCGAAGGAAGUAACAGAGCACUUAGCCAAAGACUGUCCCGCAGAGUACCUUAACGUGGUCCAGCACUCAGAGCUCUCAACGGUAACAUGGGCGCCGCUUAUGUUCCGUGUCCCUUGGGACGUGCUGUUUGGCAGGACGCACUGCGGUGCUGUCACGGUGGCCGGUGAUGCAUUCCACCCAAUGACGCCGGACCUUGGACAAGGUGGCUGCGCCGCCCUCGAGGACGCGGUGGUGCUCGCACGUUGCUUGGCGAACUCGCGGCACAGCAUGGCUAGUGGCAUGGAGAUGUACGUGAAGGAGAGGAGGUGGAGGGUGGCAGGGUUGAUCACCGGUGCGUUCCUUUCAGGGUGGGUGCAACAAGGUUGGAGUGGAUGGAGUGGGUGGAUGGUGAAGCUGUUUAGAGACCAUUUGUUCUACCGGUUUGUUUGGCCGAGGAUUGUCAAUGUUGUUCAUUAUGAUUGUGGGGUUUUGCCGGAGAAGGAGAAGACUUCUUGAAUUUGAUGAUGGAGAUCUCUUU
Dioscorea cayenensis subsp. rotundata (Guinea yam) is the source of this 940-nucleotide messenger RNA. RefSeq names its product monooxygenase 2-like. The coding region runs from base 1 to 918 and encodes 305 amino acids. Lineage: Eukaryota; Viridiplantae; Streptophyta; Magnoliopsida; Dioscoreales; Dioscoreaceae. The transcript has 2 exons. Gene Ontology annotation, molecular function: FAD binding. The record is from RefSeq and is a predicted model, not a curated record.